UGGCACCAACACCACAGCUGAAACCAUCACGCACCAAUACACGGCACAGCCAAUAGAAACCAGACAAGACCGAACAAAGAUCUCACAAGUCCUCAAGCCAAACCCAAAGCAGCAUGACAGCAAGCACACCCUCCAAGCUGUCCUACAGCAGCGUGGAUCCUCAACCUCGGGACCCAGGCACCGGCCGAUCACCACAACGACCGAGGCCUGGGAAGCCAGUUCAACCCAGAGAUGAGGAUGGUCGCCACAUCCGCAUCGACCAAGGCUUCUACGGCAGCAACAAUGGCACCAAUGGUGGAGGACGACCACCUCAACCAAUUCCACCUCGAGACCCGGGCAGCAGGCGUCGUCUCUUAGGUCCUCAGCCAAGAGAGGAUGGCAGCAAUCGCUGCUUCAGCGGCUCGCAGCCAAUCCGUAAGCCCAAGCCGGUACAGCCUCGCGAGGGCGGAACGAAGUAGUAAAGAAAACACAAGCAGCCUACUGUUGCGCUAAAGGCUUCUGAGACACUCCGACGCCAACAACGAACCGUGCGCUACAUGGCUGGUUCGCAUGACCACUGUUGGAAGCACGGUGUCAGCACAUUGAGAUUGCUGUAGACUAGUUUCAUAUCCUUCUUUGCUGUUUGGUUGGUCUCGCGGGUUACGG
Molecule: messenger RNA, 645 nt
Organism: Baudoinia panamericana UAMH 10762
Lineage: Eukaryota; Fungi; Ascomycota; Dothideomycetes; Mycosphaerellales; Teratosphaeriaceae
Exons: 2
Coding region: 114-458 (114 amino acids)
Source: RefSeq, a predicted model, not a curated record